GUCCAGUGUGUCGCUCUUCAAAUUGAAAUGCCAUUUUUUCGUUGAUAAUUCUUUCUUCAUUUUUUUUGUGUAUUUUGUUUGCCUCAGCAAUGAAGUAGCCUUGAUAACCGAACUACCGCGUGAUAAACAUCAGCAGAAGAACUCGGGACAAUCCGACUAUGGCCAACAAUCUACACAGAGACCCAGUUGACACAGGAAGACCGUGGUUAGCUUACUUAGUCUCGACGAGCUGCACUCGCUCUCUCUCUCUCUCUCUCUCUAUCCAUCCAUCUACACAUACACGUAACCAUGGGACGCCGCAAGAUCUAGUCGUUGCUUCUUCAUCGUAAACAGAGCCGCUGCUGCUGCUGCCGCUGCGUUGUCUCACAUCCUUCGGGAUACUCAAGAAGAAGCCAGUCGGCACGAGAGAACUUCGCACCUGACGGAGGCGGCGCAGAAGGUGUAAAUCCGCAGGGCGGCUUACAGCUAGUAGAGCUUUCCUUAUCGAGAGUGGUAAGAAAGCUCCCAGCUAAACUACGGACUGCUGCCAAGAAGACGCACCGUCGGAAACUUGGCACCGCUGCAACACCCGUCCCAAGGGCUGGGAAGUGGCAACAACGUUUCUGGGGCAUCCAAUUCGACACAGGAACUGGCUCCCCCCGUCCGCCUUCGACGCAAUUCCCAGGCAAAGGAACCUUCGAAGCUGAAUCAACAGUGACAAAACUGCAUUACCUGAGGAAAGUCCGCAUCCAAGAUACAGAGAGAGAGAAAAAAGAAAGAAACCUUCAUGAAAAAGAACAAGGAAACUAAUGCGGUUUGCUUAAGAAGACUAGAGAAACUAAAACGAAAAGAAUUUAAUAAACUUACUUCUUAGUCUAAAGUUCAAUUCUUACAUGUAUAUACAAGAAGUGUUUUGACGUAACUUAAGUCAUACGUGACAGUUCAUUCUAUUUUAUUUACGACCAGACGAAUGUUUCUGUGAUAUCUCAGCGGGCAUAAGUUUAGCAGUGGACCUCUUCGCAAAAUAAUUCUCCAAAAAUGUUGAGUGUGGCUGGAACUAAGGCCGUUGCCCUAGUGACAAUGGCCUUAAUAACCCUGAUAUUCUCCAUGUUACCCUUGUAUGUACGGAACCUCCUCAAAGGACGACUUGAGGGCAAGAAAGCACAGACUGCCCUUAGUGCUUGCUUAUGCUUUGGUGGAGGAGUUCUACUGGCCACUGUCUUUCUGCACCUCAUACCUGAAGCUCGCCUGUUAACGCAGCGUGCUUUGGACAACCAUUUCCUACCGCACACUAACUACCCCAUCGCAGAACUCAUCAUCUGUGGGGGAUUUUUCAUCAUUUACAUCAUCGAACACGUUGUUCACACUUGCAGCGCGCACAACCAUCACUCACCCAAGAAAGAUGAGGGCAAAGAAAUGAGCAGUCCCGACGUCAUUGAAAAUGAGCACGUUCCACUCAAGCCAGUUACGACCAAAGACUCCAAUAAGGAUGAUGUUCAAAACAAGAAGAGUCAACAGAACAUCAUGGACCACAGCGAUGCCGAACACGGGUCAAAUGAUGCUCCAGUCACCCAGCAGGAGGAAAAGUCAUCAGGCUCCACUGAAGGGCUACCAACACUCAAAGCCAUGAUAUUCGUUGUGGCCUUCUCGUUUCACAGCAUCAUGGAAGGCCUGGCUCUUGGCCUCGUUAACUCUAGUAGAGACGUGUGGUUCCUGUUCGCUGCCCUUCUAGCGCAUAAAAUCGUCAUUGCUUUCUGCAUGGCUAUGGAACUACUUGAAGUAGGAGUCACCCUAAUAGGAUUUUUGGCUUCCAUGAUCAUAUUCUCUCUGGCUUCUCCCAUAGGAGGUCUCCUCGGUACGCUCAUCGUUUCGUUUGCCACAGACGACUCCCCGGCAGGCUUCGUGACAACCACCAUCCUCCAGGGCAUUUCAGCUGGCACCAUCCUUUAUGUGACGUUCUGCGAGGUGCUCGAAAGAGAGCGCAGCAAGAAAGACGGCGGGACAGUACGCACCGUUUCCUUGGUCUUUGGUUUCUGUGCCAUGGCUGUACUCCAGAUAUUUGAUGAUGAAACUAUCAUCCAGCAGCAGGACCAAAUUUCCCAUCAUAACAUCACAGAUACCCAAGUAUUCUCAAAUGGCGAUAUCUUGUGAUUAGUUCUUUUUUCAAUUUCUUUUGAUAAUCUUUUGUAGAGUGAAUACCUCUUUGUUGAAGAGACAAUUUGAUAGUUUUAUAUAUGUACAUUCUGAGGAUUAUAUACUACAUUUGUAAUUGUAAAGAGUUUUGGAUUAUUCACGUGAUAAUAUUUUUCACCUGGGAUUUUUUUUGUAUGGUGUUUUUACGUUACAUGGAACCAGUAUGGUUAUUCAGCAACGGGACCAACGGCUCUACGUGACUUACGAACCACGUCGAGAGUGAACUUUUCACCUGUUGUCCUUGCCGGAGUGGUCAUAUCGGGUAGACUUGAUUAAAGUAAAAAAAGUCAUUCUUACCCAAUUUACCUCGUUUUAUCACAUGGCAGAUAUCAUCAGAGGUGUGUUUUACUGCCACCUGUAUAUAUAAACCACAGAUUAUCUCAUCGGAGAUAUUAUUUAGACCAACCUCAACCUUUCUAUCUGUUGCAAGAAGUUAUGUCAAAAUUACAUCUUCAAUAAAUAGAGCAGAUUUAAAUCUA
Macrobrachium nipponense is the source of this 2651-nucleotide messenger RNA. RefSeq names its product zinc transporter ZIP1-like. The transcript has 3 exons. The record is from RefSeq and is a predicted model, not a curated record. Gene Ontology annotation, molecular function: zinc ion transmembrane transporter activity. Lineage: Eukaryota; Metazoa; Arthropoda; Malacostraca; Decapoda; Palaemonidae. Gene Ontology annotation, biological process: zinc ion transmembrane transport. Gene Ontology annotation, cellular component: plasma membrane. The coding region runs from base 1018 to 2130 and encodes 370 amino acids.